This is a messenger RNA of Linum trigynum, 1486 nucleotides long. The record is from the annotation of a GenBank genome assembly. Lineage: Eukaryota; Viridiplantae; Streptophyta; Magnoliopsida; Malpighiales; Linaceae.
GCCUCUGAUACCAUGAGAAGAAAAGUAGAAUGCUAGGGUUUUUGGAGAAUGGUCUCAAAACAUUGAGAGAUUUAUUUUCUGAUUUCUCAUUUAUAUACCCAGCAACCUUUGCAGAGGACAAAGAGUUUAAUGGCAAAUCUACAGUACUUAACUAACUAAUUGAAAACAACAAAUAGAAACGUGCCAAGUGUCCACAAGACAGUGUUAAUUGCUGCAAACAAUAGGGUUGCUGACUUUUAGUCAAAUUGGGUUGCGGGCGAGUUGCGAGUCAAGUUAAUCGACCGGGUUACUCGGGUCAGAUUAUAUUUUGACAGGUUACUACCGAAGACAAAUGACGAACUUCGAUCGGGUAAUAAAAAAAGGGUUAAUACCCUAGUUUGACCCCGAAGUAUAGCGUUAGUGACAUGUAACACCAUGAUAUUUUAGAUUUGGGUUCGACCAUAUUAAAUGAGCGGUUAGUUUCACGGUUACGUACUAAGAGUUACAACCGCGGAUUAGGAAUAAUAAUAAUAACUAUUAUUAUUAUAUAUAAAAAAGACAUACAUAUAUAUAUGGGAGCGAGAAGACGCUCUCUCCUUCCUUCUCUUCUCCAAGCCAUCAAGAUUAAAGCAAGCAUAUGGUACAAGGCGUGGUCGGCUCCCAGGAGAAUCUUGGGUCGAAUGCAGGUCUCGUCGCAGAGAACUCCUACUGAGAUUGGUUGGCUUCCACCGCUGGCAGGCUGGGAUAAGAUGAACGUCGACGGAGCGGCUAAUGGGAGUCAAGGCCCUGCGGGAGCGGGCGACAUCCUCCGAAACGCAGAAGGCAGGUGGACAGGAGGUUUCGUGUGCAACUUGGGGUCGUGUUCGACGAUUUUGGCUGAACUUUGGGGCAUUUACCAUGGGCUGGGAGUAGCAUGGCAGCAGGGGUGCAGAACUCUCAUUCUCGAGACUGACUCCCAGAUGGCCUUGCAACUCAUUGACAAGAGAACUGAUCCCCUCCAUCCUCACGCUACUCUUCUUGCCGCUAUCAGACGUAGGAUCGCCCAAGACUGGGUGGUUAAGUUAGCUCACACUUAUCGGGAAGGGAAUAGAGCUGCGGACUGGCUCUCGAAGCACAGUCUCGUCUACCCCUACGGUAAGUAUGAACUAACGGCGCCACCCCAAAGGAUCCAACACAUUAUCGGAGAUGAUUGUAGAGGAACCACUAUUACUAGGAGCAUUGUGCGGGAGCGGUUACGGUGAGUACUACUUUUUAGUAAUCACCGUGGCUACUAAGGGUAGGAAUGGUAUUCUGGUGCUUAUUGUUUUGGUAGUGAUGCUAAAUUUUAUUGGUAGUGUUUACAUUGGGUAAGAAUAGUAUUCCGGUGCUUAUUGUUUUGGUAGUUAUGCUAAAUUUUAUUGGUAGUGUUUACAUUGUGUUAUUAGUGUAAUCUGUUUUGAUGGAUUGAUAUUCAAUAUUGAAAAUGAGUUGCUUGACCACUUCCAGCAAUUAAACCAUCGUAAGGUUC